Messenger RNA from Chionomys nivalis (European snow vole), 2303 nucleotides. RefSeq names its product presenilin associated rhomboid like (gene Parl). NCBI's taxonomy places the organism in Eukaryota, Metazoa, Chordata, Mammalia, Rodentia, Cricetidae. Bases 67 to 1200 code for a protein of 377 amino acids. Gene Ontology annotation, molecular function: serine-type endopeptidase activity. The transcript has 10 exons. Gene Ontology annotation, cellular component: membrane. The record is from RefSeq and is a predicted model, not a curated record.
GCCCCGGAAGUGGUUCCGGGGCUGGGGUUGGUAAGGUCGGGCCAUGGUGGGGCAGAGGUUGGGAAGAUGGCGUUACGAGGUUGGGCACAGCGAGGCUGGGGCUGCUGUCAGGCUUGGGCGCCUCCCGUGGGCGGCGGCUGCCCGGAGCUCUCUGCGGCCCAGGCCCCGCGGCUGCUCGGACUCAGGUAUAACUUCCUUCUUCAGCAAAAAUGUGGAUUUAGAAAAGCACCAAGAAAAGUUGAACCUCGAAGAUCAGACACGGGGUCAAGUGGGGAAGCCUAUAAGAGAAGCGCCUUGAUCCCGCCUCUGGAAGAGACAGUCUUUUACCCUUCCCCCUACCCUCUACGGACUCUCGUGAAGCCCUUUUUCUUCACUGUUGGGUUCACAGGUUGUGCAUUUGGAUCAGCUGCUAUUUGGCAAUAUGAAUCAUUGAAAUCCAGGGUCCAGAGUUAUUUUGAUGGUAUAAAAGCUGACUGGUUGGAUAGCAUACGACCGCAAAAGGAAGGAGACCUCAGAAAGGAGAUUAACAAGUGGUGGAAUAGCCUAAGUGAUGGCCAGCGGACUGUGACAGGUAUCAUAGCUGCAAAUGCUCUAGUAUUUUGCCUAUGGAGGGUCCCAUCUCUGCAUCGAACCAUGAUCAGAUAUUUUACAUCCAACCCAGCGUCAAAGGUUCUUUGUUCUCCAAUGUUGCUGUCAACGUUCAGUCAUUUCUCCUUGUUCCACAUGGCAGCAAAUAUGUAUGUUUUAUGGAGUUUCUCAUCUAGCAUCGUGAACAUUCUGGGUCAGGAGCAGUUUGUGGCAGUGUACCUGUCUGCAGGUGUCAUUUCCAAUUUUGUCAGUUAUGUGUGUAAAGUUGCCACGGGGAGAUAUGGACCUUCACUGGGUGCAUCAGGAGCAAUCAUGACUGUGCUUGCAGCAGUCUGCACCAAGAUCCCAGAAGGGAGGCUCGCCAUCAUCUUUCUCCCGGUGUUCACCUUCACAGCAGGCAAUGCCUUAAAAGCCAUCAUUGCCAUGGAUACAGCUGGGAUGAUCCUGGGAUGGAAGUUCUUUGAUCAUGCAGCACAUCUUGGGGGAGCUCUCUUUGGAAUAUGGUAUAUCACUUAUGGUCAUGAACUCAUUUGGAAGAACAGGGAGCCUCUAGUGAAAAUCUGGCAUGAAAUAAGGACUAAUGGCCCCAAAAAAGGAGGUGGCUCUAAGUGAUGCAAAACUGGCCAGUAUGGUACAUCUGCUCCUUGCUGCCUGGAAGACUCAGCAUCCUGCCACCCCGGUGUUUUAAAUGUUCUCAGUACAUGUCUCAUUAGCAAAUUAUGGCAAAGUUAUGAAAUAAAUGUUUAUAUCUCUAGUUUGUAAAUGGUAUUUGCUCCUUUGGAGUACUGGUGCUCUUGAUUGGUUUGUGAAAUAUGACAUUCUUCAAGCCUGGAACCUGGUGAGAGAUCCUCAACAGAUUUGAUGGUACCUUGGAGGAGCCUUGGUUUUAUGCCUGACCUGGCAUCUACUUAGCAUUGCUUCUGACUUCCUUUCAACAGCAGAAAGUUGAGGGCAUUCUCUGUUUGACAUAGUCUGGAAUAGCAGCCACAGCACUUCCAAGCAUUUCCCUAAAUGACUUUUCUGGCAGUGAGCAACAUAUUCAGAAACUUGUUUUAGAAUUUACUUUCUAGAUAAAAGAUGCAGCUAAGAUAAGAGGAGAAGAGGGGGUUGGAAAGAUGGCUCAGGCAGAAGAGUUGCCUGCCAUGAAAACAUGAGGAGCUAAGGUUGAAUCCUAGCACCCAUAGAAAACUGUUGUGGUGGCACAUACCUGUAACACCAGUAUGGUGGACAGGUGAGUCCCCGGGCUCAUUGGCUAGAUGGAUUACCCAAUUGAUGAGUUCCAGGUUAAGUGAGAGACCUGUCUCAAAGGGAUGAGCAUUAAGUGAUAGAGCCGAACUCUCGGUGUUUUCCUUUGCCCUCUCUGCACAUGUGUAGAAAUGCAUGCUCAUGGGUGUGAACACACCACCACAGAAAAUAAAAUGGGGAGCAAUUGAGGAAAAAACCUGGAUUCUAUCUUGGGUCUCCACGUAUGUGCACACACAUGCAUGACCAUCAUGAACUCACCAGCCCCAUCCCACCUCCAAGUGAAGGAAAUAAGGUGGGUAAAUACAGAAAGGAAACCUUGUUUCAACCUUAUGUUUAGAGAUAUGUGCUCUAAUGGGAUCAAACUGGACCCCCUGAAUGUGGCUGACAAUUGGAGCAGACUGAGAAGCCAAUGAUAAUGGCACUGGAAUUUGUCUCUACUGCAUGUCCUGGCUUUUUGGGACCCUAUUCUA